Lecanosticta acicola is the source of this 2243-nucleotide messenger RNA. NCBI's taxonomy places the organism in Eukaryota, Fungi, Ascomycota, Dothideomycetes, Mycosphaerellales, Mycosphaerellaceae. The record is from the annotation of a GenBank genome assembly.
AUGGGCAUCCAAGGUAUGCGAGAUGGGACCCGUGACGGCUGUGAGUUGGAUAUCGAGGUCUAACACCGCAUCAAGGACUCUUGCCGCUGCUCAAGAGCAUACACAAGCCCACACACCUCCGUAACUUCUCGGGACAGACACUCGGCGUCGAUGCUUAUGGCUGGCUGCACCGCGGCACGAUAUCCUGUGCUAUCGAGCUGGCCGAGGGCAAACCAACGAGGAAACACAUCGACUUCGCCCUGCAUCGAGUACGCAUGCUCAUUCACUUUGGCGUCAAGCCGUAUUUGGUCUUUGAUGGCGACUACCUACCCAGCAAAGCACAUACGGAGAAGGAGCGUGCUGCUCGGCGGAAAGAGAGCAAGAGAGUGGGUCUGGAGUUGCUCCGGAUGGGCAGGCCAUCUCAGGCACAUCAAGAACUUCAAAAAGCCGUCGAUGUGACGCCUGCCAUGGCGCGCGAGCUCAUUGAAGAGCUCAAGCACCUUGACGUGCCCUAUGUUGUUGCUCCCUACGAAGCAGACAGCCAGCUUGCGUAUCUCGAGAAACAAGGCGUGAUCCAAGGCGUUGUGAGCGAGGACUCGGAUUUGCUCGUUUUCGGUGUCAACUGCCUUCUCACCAAGCUGGACCAAUAUGGAGAAUGUGUCAUGAUCAAUCGCGCUGACUUCACCGCUUGUAAAGACAUCAGUCUCGUCGGUUGGACCGACAAAGACUUUCGCAUCAUGGCUAUGCUGAGUGGAUGUGAUUACCUUCCGGGGAUUGACAAGAUGGGUCUCAAAACGGCUUAUCGUCUUGUCAGAAAACACAAGACUGUCGAGCGAGUGGUGCGAACAGUGCAAUUCGAUGGCAAGAUGAAGGUCCCCGCUGGAUACCUCGAGGCUUUUCAGAACGCCGAGCGGACUUUCUUGCACCAGUGGGUGUUCUGUUCAGAGAGCCAAUCUUUGUUGCAUCUCACACCGCUUCCGACCGGGACUACUGCCAGUAGCCUGCCUUAUAUCGGGAAGCAUGUAGAACCAGAAGUGGCUGCAGGCGUUGCGAGCGGUGAUCUUGAUCCAAACACCAAGCGACCGAUCCCAAUGCCAAAUCGAUUUCAGAAUCGGGCUACUCGUCAUCAGGUAGUACACACGCCGAGUGAGAAGGCUGGCAAGCCCAUCACUGAGUUCUUCAAGAAGCGCACGCCCCUUGCAGAGCUGGAUCCUAACUCUUUCACACCCUCUCCAUCUCAACAACGCCUCUUGCAGACGCAAGAAACCUUGUCCUGGUCAGCUUCUCAAGUGCCCACUUCUCGUGUAUUUGGGCAGACGCGUGCUGCAAACUCCUCUGCACCUUCUACAGCGCCUGCUGCGUUUAGGAGGACUGCAACCAACCCCUUGCCAUUUACUCGUCGAGCAUCGCCCAAGAGACAGCGCUUAUGCUCUGAGAACUCUGCUCUUGCGACUGCUAUGAAUGGGACCGAAGACGUGCGAGGGCCAGCCACCAGUCGCUUCUUCGCUCCAACUCCCUCAGCUCGCAAGAAGUCAAAUCGAAACGAGCAUGACGAAUUUGAGUUAUGGUCCGACGACUCUACUGCAGAAGCUGUGGUCGCUGCAGCCGCUGCUCCGGAUGCUACCCCAUCAUUAGGAGCUUCAUUGGCAAGGAAGCGAAAGAAACUCAAUGUGUUUGUUGACACGACAGUUGCAGAGAUGGACGAUAGCGUGGGCGAUAUCUCCCAAGAAAGUAUCCCAACCACUGCCACUACAGCAUCCCGGGAACCCGCCAUCAUUGAUACACCAGAUAUGUCUCUCGCCAGCGUAGAAUCGUCAGAAGUGGAGGGCGCAUCUAGCGAAAGGAUCAGAGCAAAGAUUUCUGCAUUUCGACAUGGCUCUGGGACACCUGUACGUACAUCGCCACCACGGACGAAGUCUGCACCUGUACUUGCCACUACACCAUUGCAGAAUGUCAAGCCCCUAGAAGGGACUGCCGACGAGCAAGACAUUGGGAGAUCUGGUGCAGAUGUGGUUCCUUGCUCGUCACCCUUGCUUGCUCAAAUCUCAUCGGAGGGAGUAGGAGAAGGCGCCGACGAAGAGCUUGACGACAUAAUCGAUGAUGCCGAGUGGCAGGAAAUUGGAAGAAAGACUGUCCGCCGUCGAGAAAGCAUCAUCAUUCAAGGCAGCGAAGACUUUUUGGUACCUGAGAGCCCCGAAAACACAGUCGAGGAUGAAGGCUCCGUUACAAAGCUGAGUUUGCGCAAGUUCGCAUACGCUGUGUGA